Molecule: messenger RNA, 351 nt
Organism: Dracunculus medinensis (Guinea worm)
Lineage: Eukaryota; Metazoa; Nematoda; Chromadorea; Rhabditida; Dracunculidae
Source: the annotation of a GenBank genome assembly
AUGGAAAAAAGAUUUUUACGAGCCGAUGAAAAUUGUCCGAUUCCUCUCGAAGAAGAUUUUUGGCAAAAAUUUGUGUUAAAGAAUGAUAAGGAGAAUUUAAUGGAAAAGGAAGCUCAAAGAGCCGAAGUCAACGAAGUGACAAGAGAAGUUGAUCGGAUUAUGAACGCUAAUAAAGAAAUUUUACGAAGCGAAGCGCUUAAAAUUGUUGCUCCAACUGCUGUAAAUGUCGUUGGAAAUCAGUUCGAAAAUUUAAUUAGCUUGAGUUUUGAUCAAGAAAGAUUGAUUAAUAAUGAGGAGAAAAAGCGACAAGAAAAACGGAAUAAAGCUGUUAAAUCAGUUUUAAGAAGAUAA